Peromyscus eremicus (cactus mouse) is the source of this 2043-nucleotide messenger RNA. RefSeq names its product tripartite motif-containing protein 43-like. The coding region runs from base 1 to 2043 and encodes 680 amino acids. The transcript has 14 exons. Lineage: Eukaryota; Metazoa; Chordata; Mammalia; Rodentia; Cricetidae. The record is from RefSeq and is a predicted model, not a curated record. Gene Ontology annotation, molecular function: zinc ion binding; protein binding.
AUGGAGUCAGACAUCUCACAAGCCUUCCAGAAAGAACUCACCUGCUUCAUUUGCCUGAGCUGCCUGACAGACCCAGUCACCAUAAGCUGUGGUCACAGCUUCUGUCGAGCCUGCCUCCAUCUGUCCUGGGAAGACAUCCAACCUCCUGUCCGAUGCCCUUUGUGCAGAGAACAAUAUGGGAAGGAAUUGAGAACCAACAUUGUUUUGAAGAAGCUGGUGUCCAUUGUCAGACAAGCCAGCCUCAUGAAGGACCUGAGCUCUGAGGAGCAAAAGUGUGUGACCCACGAGGAUACUAAGAAGAUCUUCUGUGCUGAGAACAGGAUCUUCCUCUGUCCACUCUGCUCAAACUCCCAUGAGCACAGAGGACACAGACACUGUCCCAUUGAAGCAGCUGCUGAGGAUCAAAUGGACACAAUUUUGAAGCAAAUGACAUCCUUAUGGGAGAAGGUCCAAGAAAAUCAAGAGAAUUUAGAGGCAGAAAACAGAAUGAGAACUCUUUGGACGGACUACUUGACUCUUCGGGAACAAAUGAUCAGGACAGAGUAUAGGAAACUGCAUCCACUCCUCUGUGAAGAGGAAGAGAAACACAUUGAGUCUAUGAGAAACGAAGGCCAAUGUGUUUUAGAGAAACUCAAGACAAGUGAAUCCAAGAUGGUCCAAAAGAGUAAAGAACUAAGAGAAAUGUACCAGGAACUGAUGGCAAAGUCCCAGGAGCCAUCUGUGGUUCUGCUGCAGUCAAUGCAGCUGAGCAUGCCACAGCCUAUUAAGACAGAACUCAAUGCCUUACCCAUCACUGGACUGACGGAAAGUUACAACCAGUUCCAAGUGCGCAUUUCCUUACCAAACAUAACAAUGAUCCAUCACAAGAUCAACCUGUUUAAUGCCAUGAGAACAUUGAGCUUCAGAACUCACCGUAAAGAUACAUCUGCGGAUUAUGCUGGAUGCUAUUCUGCUACAUGGAGUUCACAGAGCUUCAUCUUAGGGAAAUAUUACUGGGAGAUUGAUUUGAAUGACUCUUGGGACUGGGCUGUAGGAGUCUGUAAGGAUUCCUUGUUAAGGAAUAGAAACCAAGUGAUUGAACCUGAAGGUGCUUUUCUUCUUGUGUGUGUGAAGGAGGGUAAUCAUUACAGUCUCCUCACCACAUGCCCAGUAUUCCAGCACUAUAUAGAGAAGCCACUGGGCCGAGUUGGUGUGUUCCUUGAUUGUGAGGAGGGAUGUUUAAGUUUUGUGAAUGUUGCCAAGAGUUCCCUCAUACACAAGUACCCUUCUGGCACCUUCAAAAACCCUGUCUGGCCUUACUUCUCCACGGGGAAAUCUGAGAUCCAGUACCAUAGACAGACUUUUGAAGCAAAUGGCAUCUUUAUGGGAGAAGGUCCAGGAAAAUCAAGAGAAUUUAGAUGCAGAGAACAGAAUGAGAACUCUUUUUACGGGUUUGGACGACAUGUUCAGAAGGGUUUGGACGACAUGUUCAGAAGAAAUGAGUCAAUGCAGCUAAGCAUGCCACAGCCUAUUAAAAUAGAACUCAAUGCCUUACCCAUCACUGGACUGACCGAAAGUUACAACCAGUUCCAAGUGCGCAUUUCCUUACCAAACAUAACGAUGAUCCAUAACAAGAUAAACCUGUUUAAUGCCAUGAGAAUACUGAGCUUCAGAACUCACCGUUGCGCAAGGCAACACAGUAUGAGGAACAGAUUACCAAGAGCCACCAAGAGCAUUGUGGAAGCCUCUGCUCCCAUUCUUAUGAGUCCCAGAAAUAGACCAAGCUACACAACUAUCUAUAUUGAGAGAACUUAUGUUAGUCCCAUGCUCAUAGGCUCCCUGUCUGUUGGUUCCGAUGAGUCAGGACACAAUUUUGAAGCAAAUGACAUCCUUAUGGGAGAAGGUCCAAGAAAAUCAAGAGAAUUUAGAGGCAGAGAACAGAAUGAGAACACUUUGGACGGGUUUGGACGACAUGUUCAGAAGGUAUUCCCAGCAGAAAGAAGACAAGUAACUACUAUUGCCUUCAAGAGUCAAGGGGCAGAACAGUGGGAUGUGAAUGACUAA